Messenger RNA from Solanum verrucosum, 1724 nucleotides. RefSeq names its product 3-hydroxyisobutyryl-CoA hydrolase-like protein 2, mitochondrial. Gene Ontology annotation, molecular function: 3-hydroxyisobutyryl-CoA hydrolase activity. Lineage: Eukaryota; Viridiplantae; Streptophyta; Magnoliopsida; Solanales; Solanaceae. Gene Ontology annotation, biological process: L-valine catabolic process. The coding region runs from base 64 to 1296 and encodes 410 amino acids. The transcript is spliced from 14 exons. The record is from RefSeq and is a predicted model, not a curated record.
AACCCCAAAGCUCCAUUUCGCAGCUUGUUUGAGGAGAAAACACACAGAGUAAAGAGACAGAGAAUGAAAAUGCAUAAACUCAAAGCUUUGCUAUCACUGAGUAAACCCUUUCGGAGAAAUGAUUCGAGCUUCUUCCUCUCAAAUCAUUAUUGUAGACAGUUUUCUGCUCAACCCAGCUACGCCGAUUAUCUUCAAGAACAGGUUUUGGUUGAAGGAAGGGCUAAAUCAAGAGCAGCUAUUUUAAAUAGACCAUCUGCUCUUAAUGCUCUUACGCCUUCUAUGGCUGGUCGAUUAAGUAGAUUGUAUGAGUCUUGGGAGGAAAACUCAGAUAUUGGAUUUGUAAUGAUGAAGAGCAAUGGCAGGGCAUUCUGCUCCGGAGCAGACGUCGUCACACUUUAUGAGUUGAUUAAUGAAGGGAAGGUUGAGGAAUGCAAGAAGUUCUUCCAGACAUUGUAUAAAUUCGUUUACCUGUUAGGAACCUAUCUCAAGCCAAAUGUGGCUAUUUUGGACGGUGUUACAAUGGGAAGUGGGGCAGGUAUUUCGCUUCCAGGAAUGUUUCGCGUUGUAACUAAUAGAACUGUUUAUUCUAAUCCCGAGGCUCAAAUUGGUUUCCAUCCUGAUGCAGGCGCUUCUUAUUAUCUUUCUCGCCUUCCUGGCUAUUUAGGGGAGUAUUUGGCUUUAACAGGGGAAAAACUUAAUGGUGUAGAAAUGAUUGCUUGUGGUCUUGCUACCCACUAUUCACACAGUGAAAGGCUUCCUUGGAUAGAAGAACGCCUUGGUAAAUUGAUCACAGAUGAUCGGCUUGUCAUUGAAAAUUCUAUAGCUCAGUAUGGUGACAUUGUUUACCCAGAAACGAGGAGUGUUCUUCACAAGUUUGAGAAAAUCGAUAAAUGCUUUAGCCAGGAUACAGUUGAGGAAAUUAUAGAAGCUCUGGAAAGAGAGGCAGCAGAAUCUCAUGAUGAAUGGUGCAAUACAGCUCUUAAUAAAAUAAAAGAAGCCUCUCCAUUGAGCUUGAAAGUGGCUUUGAAAUCAAUAAGAGAAGGCAGAUUUCAACCCCUUGAUCAGUGUCUAGUUCGUGAAUAUCGCAUAUCAGUUAAUUGGGUGUCCAAACGGAUGUCUGAUGACUUCUGUGAGGGUGUCCGGGCUAGAUUGGUUGACAAGGACUUUGCUCCAAAGUGGGAUCCAACACGGCUGGAGAAAGUUCCCAGCAACAUGGUUGACUGCUUCUUUACCCCAUUAGAUGAAUUAGAACCCGAACUCAAUUUGGCCACUGCAAUACGAGAGCCUUCUAUGUGAUUCAUGCCACACUUUGCUCUGCCUACGAGGCAUUCUAUACUCUGUUGAAUCCGUCACAGUAAUGGGAUCGGCAGAAGACAUUCCUAUCAAGAUGUUGGGUAGUUUUCAUUCCCUUGGAGCAGAUGUAAACGGCUGAACUGCACUAAUGUCUGUUUAGGUAUUAGAUGGUCGUAAAAGAAGAAAACGUUACGCAAGCUGCAAAUUGCUAAUUUCCUUCAUCUUUUACUCUAUAUGAGCCAUGUUUCUGAUGUUGAGAGACCUCUGAAGAAUUGCUUUUCAUGCAGACAUGAAAAGAAUAUAUAUCUUGUGAAAUAAAUUACCAAUACCAUGGUACCUUAAGAAAGUUUUGCAUACAUUUGUAGAACCAUGGAUAAGCGUAGACAAUUUUUUUGCAGGAGCAAUACUAAAUGCAUUUGAAUGUUGACUAA